GCUGCCUUGCUGCCCUGCUGCCUGGUAUAGAAGUGCGGUAUGGUUCGUGCAGCGGCCGAGGCACACCCCUGUCAAACUAUGUGGCUGAAAAGUGGGACAUGCGGAGGCUGGCACCAGCCCCUCCAAAGUGAAGCAUCGGGUGGUCGGUCGUAGUGAAGCAUGAUAAUGCAUUUCCUUGCUACUUCUCGACUGUUGUGCUUCUCUUCCUUCACCUACCCGUUGAACCAAACCUUACAGAAUCACUCGUUGAUACCAGCCUUUUUACUUGUCCACGUGCUUUACCGAUCUCGCCGCAUUCAGAAAGCCUAGGGAGGUGUCAAACUCCCACUUCCCAUCGUCAGUUCACGAUCCGGCUCACAUUCCUCCAACAAUCGGAUCGGAAUUCCCGCCCACUGGGCGCAGUCGAUCGGAAUGGCACGACCCCCUUGCAUCGCAUCGCUCCCCAAAUUCCUCGUUCUCCUCGCCCUCUCUCAACUCUCCACCACAUCCCCCCUUCCCACCGACGUGAUCAUCGAAGACCACCCCGACUACCAGAACCACACCCUCUCAAAGCGACAAGCCUGCGCCAAUCCCUGCGGAUGGGCCGGCCAGCUCUGCUGCGCAUCGAACCAAGCCUGCUUCAUCGACUCGAACAACCAAGCGCAAUGCGGGCAAAGUAGCGGAUCUCAAGGCGGGCAACUACAAGGAGCGCCAGCAGGUGGAUCGGGGUCCGAUGGACAGUGGAAAACGUGGACCUCCACCUGGGUCGAAACGGAUCUGGUCACGAUGACCUCCGUCUACAGCUCCUACAUCGCCGGCGCCCAAGCGACCGCCGCCCCAACCGGAAAGUCAUGCCGUUUCGAACUCAAUGAGUCGCCGUGCGGAGACAUCUGCUGCGCGAGCGGGCAGUACUGCUACGACCACAAUCAGUGCGCCGCCGCCGGUAACGCGGGCUACACCACCACCGGCAUCCUCCCCCCGGCGUCGGUCCCACUCCGUCCGACCGGCGGAACGGGCGUCGUCACCACUGCCACCGUGGCGCCCACGACCACCGUCCCGUACGCCCCGCCUGUCGCGACCGGCGCAAACGUCGAUGAGCCCCUGACCGGGACGGGAGGCGGCGGACUGAGCGGUGGCGCCAUCGCCGGAAUCGUCAUCGGCGUGCUCGCGGCGAUCACCAUCCUCAUCUUCAUCUGCGUGUGCUGCGUGGCGCGCGGCAUGUUGGCCGGUGUCCUGGCGAUCCUGGGUCUGGGUAAGAAGAAGGAUCACCGCCAUCACCGACGGUCCGAGUAUAUCGAGGAACACCAUCAUCGCCAUAGCUCCGCGGGGGGUUCGGGUCGACGGUGGUAUGGUGACCGACCGGCGCGGCCGGAGAAGAAGAAGACUGGAUUGGGAGGGGCGACGGGGGUGGCGGCGGGACUGGCGGGGCUGGCGAUCGCGCUGGGUCUCAAGAGGAAGCAUGAUCGGAAACAUGCGAAGACGGAGUAUUCGGGAAGCGAUUACACCUAUGGAUCCGAGAGUAGUCCGAGUAAGUAAACCGGUUCAUGACCGUUGUCGAGUCGAUGCUAACAAUGUGUUUAGGUAGCUUGAGUUCUUCAGAUCGACACACUCGACGAUCGUCACGACCGUCACGCCCGUCACAUCCUCCAUCACGACGACACUGAGGAGUGACGAGUGACGAGUUCCGAACGAACGGGAGAUAAUGGAAGGACGACUGAUGGCAUUUAGCAGCAGAGCAUGGAUGUCCCUUUUCGGGACAAUGGCGUUUAAAAGAGGCAGGCUGUGGACACCUCUGGUUCACAGCAAGGCCUCUUACCCUUUGCCUUUGUAAAUCAGCUUUCUAGGGAAUAAUGUAGAUAUGGGAUGCCUUGGGCUAUGAGCGAAUCAGGGUCGGCAAAUUGAGCCACGAAGGAACGAAAUUCAUCGAAAGGAGAUUAGCUUUUUGCACGAUCCUCAUAUAUCGGAAUUUGAGAUGUGACACAAAAUCUUCAAGCCUCAAUCGAUG
Eremomyces bilateralis CBS 781.70 is the source of this 1984-nucleotide messenger RNA. RefSeq lists its product as uncharacterized. Bases 412 to 1515 code for a protein of 367 amino acids. The transcript has a single exon. Lineage: Eukaryota; Fungi; Ascomycota; Dothideomycetes; Eremomycetales; Eremomycetaceae. The record is from RefSeq and is a predicted model, not a curated record.